CUACCUUCCAAUCCUACCCAACACCUCUUCUCUCUCUUCUCUCCCUUUCUCUCCCGUUCUCACAGGUAACACCAACAACGACUUCUGUGGAGAAUCAUCCUCUUCUUCUCUCAUUCUCUCUCUUUCUCUAUCGAUUACCCUUUACCCAAUACACAAUGAAAGGAUAAUUGUGGUGGUUUAGUGUAGGUAAGGUAUAGGUGUAUCCGAUAAUGGUGGCUGGGAAGGUCAAAUUAGCAAUGGGUCUGCAAAAAUCACCGGCGAAUUCCAAAACGGAAGUACAACAGUAUCCACAACAAAGGCAGCAUCCGUCUCCGUCGCCUAGUUCCGGUGGAGGUGGGAAGGUGCCGCAGAAAGGGGCGGUGUUUUCACGGUCAUUUGGGGUUUAUUUCCCACGGUCCUCUGCUCAGGUUCAGCCGCGGCCGCCGGACGUGGCGGAGUUGUUGCAUUUGGUGGAGGAGUUGAGGGAACGGGAGUCGCGGUUAAGGACGGAACUGUUGGAGCAAAAGUUACUGAAGGAGUCGGUUGCUAUACUUCCGAUUUUGGAGAAUGAGAUCUCGAGAAAGGAUUCGGAAAUCAGUCGAUCCUCGAAGAAGAUCGAGUGUCUUGAAGCGGAGAAUGAGAGACUGAGGCAAGAUGUUGAAAUGCUGCAUUUAAAGCUUACUGAACAAAAACAGGAGUUCGAGCAGAGAGUGAAGGAUUUGGAGGUGGCUUCGGUUACGUCUUCUUCGCAUAGGUUUCAGCAGUUAAUGGAUAUUUCAGGGAAGUCUAGUAUGAUCAAGAGCUUAAAACGAGGCCAAACGUUUGCGAAUAUUCCGGCGAAUCGGAAUCAUAACGAAAUCGACAGCAAAUGUUAUACAGAAUCGAGCUCAAAGGAGUCAAUAUUAGUAGAAAUCGACAAUUUGCCUAGGCUUUCUAGGUGUGAUUCGUUAGACAUGGCAACAGAUUCCGUUAUUGAAGUCCGUUCACGAGUUCCUAGGGUUCCAAAACCCCCUCCACGGCCGUCUACAUCAUCGUGUUCAUCGUCUUCUUCUAAUAGCUCACUGAGCAGCUCCGCAGAGAGGGCUUUAACAGAGCAACAACCUCCGGUCCCACCUCCUCCACCACCAGUAACAAAGCUAGCCCCUCCGCCACCACCACCGCCUCCAAGAACCACCAAAGCUCCUGCUCCUCCCCCUCCACCACCUCCGCCCAAGGGUAUAAAGCCUUUGCCGGCGAAGGUCAGAAGAAUACCGGAAGUAGUCGAGUUCUACCACUCUCUCAUGCGGAGAGAGUCCCGCCGGGACUCCUGCAACGGAUCUUCGUCCGCCGACGUCCCGUCCACCGCCAAUACACGUGACAUGAUCGGAGAAAUCGAGAACCGGUCAACGCACUUGCUUGCUAUAAAGACAGAUGUGGAAACACAAGGUGAUUUUAUAAAGUUUUUGAUCAAAGAAGUUGAGAAUGCUUCGUUUACAGAUAUUGAGGAUGUUGUGCCCUUUGUUAAAUGGCUUGAUGAUGAACUCUCUUACUUGGUUGACGAGAGGGCAGUUCUUAAGCACUUUGAAUGGCCAGAACGUAAGGCUGAUGCAUUAAGAGAAGCUGCAUUUGGUUAUUGUGAUCUAAAGAAGCUUGAAUCUGAAGCAUCAUCAUUUCGUGAUGAUCCACGUCAGCCUUGUGCUCCUGCUCUCAAGAAAAUGCAAGGAUUAUUUGAAAAAUUAGAGCAUGGAGUGUAUAAUUUAUCAAGAAUGCGAGAAUCCGCUUCCACACGUUACAAAGUAUUUCAAAUCCCCAUGGGUUGGAUGGAAGAAACAGGAUUUGCAACUCAGAUUAAGCUUGCAUCAGUGAAAUUAGCACUGAAGUACAUGAGAAGAGUAUCUGCAGAACUUGAAAUAGUUGGUGGGCCCGAAGAAGAAGAGUUGAUAGUUCAAGGUGUACGAUUUGCAUUUCGUGUACAUCAGUUUGCUGGGGGGUUUGAUGUGGAAACGAUGCGGGCGUUUCAAGAGCUUCGUGAUAAAGCAAGAUGGUGCCAUGAACAGUGUCAAAACCAGCAACAGCAGCAGCAGAAAACGUUGUGUAGGUCGACUGCGUGCUAAACAUUCUUUAUCUGUAGCAAACUCAGCUUCAGCAUUUGUUACCGGGCUUUUUUUGCUGUAAAGAUGGGACUCGUUUCGUGUGAAUACGAUGACCUUGCUUGUAUUUUUAUUUAUUAUUGUUAUUAUUAUUAUUCAAGUUUCAAUAUCAUAAUUAAAAGUUAAAUGCCAUGUUA
Lactuca virosa is the source of this 2245-nucleotide messenger RNA. Lineage: Eukaryota; Viridiplantae; Streptophyta; Magnoliopsida; Asterales; Asteraceae. The record is from the annotation of a GenBank genome assembly.